This is a messenger RNA of Cylindrotheca closterium, 762 nucleotides long. The record is from the annotation of a GenBank genome assembly. Lineage: Eukaryota; Bacillariophyta; Bacillariophyceae; Bacillariales; Bacillariaceae.
AUGGGAAAACGUUUCAACAAGAUCAAGAACUGCUUCAGACUCAAGAAGAGGGCAGUAUCAUCCUGUGACAAGGAGGUCUCUUUCGACUACCGAGCCCUGCCUACUGAUAUGAAGAGGGCCAUCAUUGAUUUCUUGCCUACAGAUGAUAUUAUCAGUUUGACACAGACUUGUAAAGGCAUGGCCGAUGAGCUCGGUCUUUCAAGAUCAACACAACCGGUACAGAAGCGAACGUCACCACAGAGUAUCUCCGUCAUGUCAUUUGGCAACAUGAUAAAUCCCCUAAGCACUGUUGCGGCUAUUCUCCCUACAGAACCCGAGCGAAUUCAAUCCAUUUCGUUUCAGUGCGAUUGGGUGGACCAAGGAAUGGGAAAGCAAAAAGGAAAGCUAUUUGUAGUGGCACAAAAGAAAAGUUUACUAUAUGGAAAGAAUUCCAAGAGGUAUCAAACUGUCCCAUUCGAACAAGGAAGAGUCGUUUGUGAACCAUCAAACGCAGGCCAUAUUAUGUCCAAUGUUGUGGCUACCUUCCAUCCAAAACCAGAUGAGUUCUACCAAAUAUGGUGUUUCGUUGGUGACUGCUACGGCAAUAUGCUACACUUCCAGAAUAUGAGGUUUCAUGUGCUGCGCUAUGGUGAAAAGGCGAGCCCUUGUCCCAUGCUACGAUACCGCUUUUCCUACCAAGAAGACGACGAAACGCACAUGAAACGAAUGAGCAUCCGAUGGAUGGAUUACAUGUUUUUCAAAGGCGCACUGCUGGAGCAAUAG